Orycteropus afer afer is the source of this 1071-nucleotide messenger RNA. The record is from RefSeq and is a predicted model, not a curated record. NCBI's taxonomy places the organism in Eukaryota, Metazoa, Chordata, Mammalia, Tubulidentata, Orycteropodidae.
AUGUUUGCGGAAGCUGUGCAGAAGCAGCGGCAGUCAGGGAUCCCAGCCUCUGAGAAAGAGCCGGAAGCGCCGGCUAAGCAGCAUGAUGUUGCGCGCGGCCUGGAGAACUUGCCUGUGACCUCGUGGCCCCCGGAGGUGCAGCCGGCACCCUUCCAGUAUACUCCCGAUCACGUCACUGGACCUGGAGCAGACGUUGAUCCCACUCAAAUAACCUUUCCCGGAUGCAUUUGUCUCAAAACUCCUUGCCUCCCUGGUACUUGCUCCUGUCUCCGUCAUGAGGAGAACUAUGAUGAUAAUUCAUGCCUGAGAGAUACAGGAUCAAAAGGAACGUAUGCCCAGCCAGUUUUUGAAUGCAAUACCAUGUGCCAGUGCAGUGACCACUGCAAAAACAGAGUGGUCCAGAGGGGUCUGCAGUUCCACCUUCAAGUGUUCAAGACAGAUAAAAAAGGCUGGGGACUUCGUACCUUGGAAUUUAUACCAAAAGGAAAAUUUGUCUGUGAAUAUGCUGGUGAGGUUUUAGGGUUCUCUGAAGUGCAGAGAAGAAUUCAAUUACAAACAGUACAUGAUUCAAAUUAUAUUAUAGCGCUCAGGGAACAUGUUUAUAAUGGACAGGUAAUGGAAACAUUUGUUGAUCCUACCUGCAUAGGAAAUAUUGGAAGAUACCUUAACCAUUCUUGUGAACCAAACCUGUUGAUGAUUCCUGUCCGAAUUGACUCCAUGGUACCUAAGUUGGCACUUUUUGCAGCCAAAGACAUUUUGCCAGAAGAAGAACUCUCUUACGACUAUUCUGGCAGAUUUCUUAAUCUAAUGGACAGUGAAGAUGGAGACAUGCUAGAUACAGGAAAACCAAGAAAACCUUGUUACUGUGGUGCCAAAUCAUGUACUGCUUUUCUGCCUUAUGAUAGUUCACUGUACUGCCCCUUAGAAAAGCCAAAUAGCAAUCUGGAUGAGAAUAAGAAGGAACCAAAGGUAUAUGGCUCAGCACCUUCUGGGUUCCCCUCUUAUAAGGAACUUAUCCUCGAGGUCAAUCUCUGCUCUGUGGCCAGCAAUUUGCUGGCCUUGUCCCUUUAG